UAGAUUUUAAAAACAUAUACGCCACAAUUUUUUUUUUGCUUCUCUUUUCAACUUAUACUAUAACCUACGGUAGUGUUUGAAGAUUUUUUUAAUUUUCCUAAUAUUUGAGGUUUCACGUCACGUGUGAAAGCAUUGUAAAAACUGAAGAUUUAAAAACCUUGAGAAUUAAAUAUUUGUAGAAAGGCAUAAUAAAAAAGAAAGAAGGCACAUGCAGCUGUAGGUAGGGUUAUGAUUAUGGGGAACAAUGAUGAUGCAUCAUGGAUAACAGCAACCAUUAAUAAGCCUUUUUCCAUUUAUAACCCCCACACUCUCAACGUUUCUUCUCCUUUGCGCAUUACCCUCUCACUCCUCUUCACUACCUCCAAAACCCUUUUCCCUUUCCCUAAUAACUUCUCAUGUGGCCACCGUGGCUUAAUUCGCCCAACCGGUUCCGCAACGCUCCACCGCCGUCUCCGUCACCCUCGUCAUCGCCCUCGCAUUCUCGAUCUCGCUCAUUAAGCUUCUCCUGUUCAUCUUUCAAAGACAUUCAGAGCCUCCUCCAAGAAAAGCCGGAAUCCGGCCCCGCCGCUCCCAAAUCUCCGUCGCUCUUCCGCCGCGUCCGGAUCUCCACUGCCGUACUUCGCGCCUGGGGUGCCUCGCGCGCUACCGUCCCCGCUGCUCUUUCGCCCGGCCUUGACCAAGGCGUCGUAGUAUACUUCACCAGUCUCCGCGUCGUCCGCCGCACUUUCGACGACUGCCGAGCUGUCCGAUCCAUCCUCCGUGGCCUCCGCGUCGCCGUCGACGAGCGCGACGUCUCCAUCGAUGACCGCUUCCGCGACGAACUUCACGCCGUUCUCGGCCGCCGCAGCCUCGCUCUGCCACGCGUCUUCGUCGGCGGUGUAUACAUCGGCGGCGCCGACGACGUUCGUCAACUUAACGAGAGCGGCGAGCUCCACCGCCUCAUCGAACGGCUCCCGCGCUCGAAUCAGAACGCUUGCGACUGCUGCGGAGGUUUCAGAUUCGUAGUGUGCGAUGAGUGCAACGGAAGCCACAAAAUCUUCACCGAAAAAAACGGAUUUCGAAGCUGUCCGUCUUGCAAUCUCAACGGCUUGAUUCGGUGCCCUGCUUGCUUCUUCGUGCACCCGCGCCACACCAAAUAACUUACUUUAUCGGUUAGUUACUGCUCACAGUUCACAGACAACUCACGGAAGAAAUUAAAUUAAUAAUUUAUGUUUAUAAAUAAUGACUUUCUCACUUGCAUUUCAUCAAUGCGACUACAUUACAUAUAUUAAUGGAAAUCGUGUACUCUGAGGAUCUACAAAUCUGAAUAGGGUUACGGCAUUAUUAACUGUUAAUUAAUUAUUAAUAAUAUUUUGAUAUUAUUAUAUGGUUUUAAAGCUUA
Messenger RNA from Vigna angularis (adzuki bean), 1381 nucleotides. RefSeq lists its product as uncharacterized. Bases 396 to 1139 code for a protein of 247 amino acids. The transcript has a single exon. Lineage: Eukaryota; Viridiplantae; Streptophyta; Magnoliopsida; Fabales; Fabaceae. The record is from RefSeq and is a predicted model, not a curated record.